AUGGGGUAACCCUAGGUGCUCUUGCUCCAUCCUGUCCUGGCUUCAGGCAGAGGUCUGACAGAGGUGAAGCUGGACUGGGAGACCCUGAUCCCUGUGAGGUCGUUCAUCAACUCAUGGGUGUCAGAGAUAGGAGUGGAUGGUGGGUAUCUGGUGAGGGGUGGUGCUGAUUAUAGGGAAGUCUGUAUGUGUAUUUUCCCCUUGGCUCUGUUCCUUUUCUGGCUACUGUAAAGUGUAUUGGUUUUGAGUUUGAAUUCCCUCCUACUCUACACAUCCAAAUUGCAUUGGGUUUCUAGCCUCUUACCCUCAGGGGUAAGUAGAAGUGUUUUUCUGGGAAGGGGCUGGGUGCAGAGAGGGAAGACAGGGAGAGAACUCUGGCUUUUGGUGGGGGGCCUUUAACAAUUUGGAGUAAUAGGGAAGGCUCUAAGUUUAUGUAUCAAGUCUCUCCCCUCCCUCUUUCCCUAGCCCAAGUCUGAAGUCACCUAGGGCUAAAUAUGGAGCUUUCCAUCAGCCUCUAGGCCAUUUGACCUUGGGGAGUCACCCUCAGUGCCAGGAUCUUGGCUGUGCUGGGCCAUGGAACUCUGAGGUGCCUGUGCUCAAUAGAACUUCUAGAACCUAACAUUCCAGGUCCCUCCUUGAGCUCCUCCCCCUCCAACCACCAUCCAGCUGGAAAGCUCCUCCGGGGUGGGGGCCCCCUGCAUCAUGAUGCUUAACUCAGACCCCAUGGAGCUAGACCUGCCUCCCACCCAUUCAGAGACAGAAUCAGGUUUCAGUGACUGUGGGGGAGGUGUGGGUUCGGACAGGACAGGACCUGGAGGUCCUGGGGGAGGUCAGGCCAGGGGUCCUGAGAUGGGGGAGUCUGGUCGGAAGGACCUGCAGCAUCUGAGCCGUGAGGAACGGAGGCGGAGGCGGCGGGCCACAGCCAAGUAUCGCACUGCCCAUGCCACUAGGGAACGGAUCCGAGUGGAGGCCUUCAACUUAGCUUUUGCUGAGCUUCGAAAGCUGCUGCCCACCUUACCCCCUGACAAGAAGCUCUCCAAGAUUGAAAUCUUACGCCUGGCCAUCUGCUAUAUUUCCUACCUGAACCAUGUCCUGGAUGUCUGAACUUUUUGGUCCCUUGUCUGGGGGAAUCCUACCCUUGGGGUCUCUUUCUGUCCCAGCUGAGAAUACCUUGCUGCCCAGCUCACUUUCUCUCUCUUGUUACAUCCUAUGGUCUGGACUGCUAAGUCCCUGCACCACCCCAUCAUAGCUCCCUUCCUCCCCUGGCCACCCCAGACUCAUAAAUGUCCGUUUGGCCAAGGAAAACAACAGCUUAGCUCAGACCAGGGGUAGAGAGGCUAUUUUUACAAGUUAGCUGUGGUGGCAGUUGUGUAUGUAUAU
Messenger RNA from Phascolarctos cinereus (koala), 1377 nucleotides. RefSeq names its product nescient helix-loop-helix 1 (gene NHLH1). Gene Ontology annotation, molecular function: protein dimerization activity; DNA-binding transcription factor activity, RNA polymerase II-specific; RNA polymerase II cis-regulatory region sequence-specific DNA binding. Gene Ontology annotation, biological process: regulation of transcription by RNA polymerase II. The record is from RefSeq and is a predicted model, not a curated record. Lineage: Eukaryota; Metazoa; Chordata; Mammalia; Diprotodontia; Phascolarctidae.